Messenger RNA from Ilex paraguariensis (yerba mate), 1485 nucleotides. The record is from the annotation of a GenBank genome assembly. NCBI's taxonomy places the organism in Eukaryota, Viridiplantae, Streptophyta, Magnoliopsida, Aquifoliales, Aquifoliaceae.
AUAAAACACAUUGGUUUCAUCGUUUGUCUUAUGUGUGUUCUUCCAUCAAUCCUAGCUUAUACACCAAACAGGUGUAACCGAUCAUGCGGCACAGUUCAAUCUAAACACCUGCCCUUCCCGUUCGGAUUCUCCUCCGGCUGCCAAAUCCGUCUGAACUGCACCAAAAAUGGCACCAUGGUUAUCGAUGACUUUCCGGUCCAGCAAGUAACAUCUGAUUCUAUACUGGUCAACCUUCCGGCCCAAUGUGGCCGUCCGGUCGAAACCCUCCACCAUCUUUUCAGUCCAAACUAUGCUCCGACGUCGCAUAAUGGAAUACUUUUACAGAAUUGUAGCACACCCCUCACGGCAUGUUUGAUUCCGACCACUAUGGUUCAAACCCAUUUUGAAUUGCUUGAUUGUGGAUCAAAGGAUGACAAUAUUAGCUGUUACUCGGAGCAGAACAACCGGAGUUUGUUCAUUGAUUACUACAACUUAACGAGAAGCCGAUGCCGGUCACUUUUCUCGGCGAUCUCAGUUGUGUCAUUGGGGGGUAUUAAUAGCUCGGCGGUGUCAUUGGAGGUUCAGGUGGUACAAUUGGGGUGGUGGCUUGAAGGGCUUUGUCAGUGUUCCGACCACGCCCAUUGUACUAAAAUUUUUCCGCCGGUUAAUGACCGGCUAGGAUAUCGGUGCCAAUGCUUGGAAGGGUACCGUGGCGAUGGAUAUCGGGCCGGCUUGGGCUGCCGGAAAGAAUCUACAGCAUGCAACCCUUCAAAGUACUUGUCUGGCCGAUGUGGAGGAACAACAAGAAUUGGCGCUUUAAUUGGAGCUUCAUUACUCAUAUUAGUUCAGUGUCAUACAGAUGGAUAUCGGUGCCAAUGCUUGGAAGGGUACCGUGGCGAUGGAUAUCGGGCCGGCUUGGGCUGCCGGAAAGAAUCUACAGCAUGCAACCCUUCAAAGUACUUGUCUGGCCGAUGUGGAGGAACAACAAGAAUUGGCGCUUUAAUUGGAGGAUUAAAAGCAGUGGACUUUUUGCGACCCCCGAAUGAAGUGAAUUUGGCUAAUCUUGCCAUUGAGAAGAUAGGUAAGGGGUGUUUAGAGGAGAUAAUCGAUCCAUUCCUGGAACCAGACACAGAUGCUUGGACUCUUUCAUCAAUGCACAAGGUGGCUGAGAUGGCAUUCAGAUGCCUUUCAUUUCACAGGGACAUGAGGCCUUCGAUGAUGGAAGUGGCAAUUGAAUUGGAACAAAUCAGGCUUAGUAGAUGGGUGUCAUCGGAAGAGAACAUCACAGCUUCAUCUGAAGUAUCCUCUUGCUCAUCAACAUCUAAUUUAAGUGAGAAACCACUAGGCCUGACAGUAAAGAAACCUGAACUGGAAAGCGGUCUAUUUGCCAGCAUGAAUUCAAUGGACAGUGUGAAGGACUAUUCCUUUAUCUCUGUGCAGGACCUGUGGCCAAGUGAACAAAGCUCCCCAUCAUCUAACCGUUUACUCAGCAAUGUAAUUCAGUGA